AUGAGGCAAGACUACCUGGACACUUGUAAAUCGAGCCAUACAUCACUCCAUGUCCUCGACUGGUCCCUGGACAUGCAACAGGAACCACCCUUUCAAAUAAAGAACCAGCAGGAGUGGGAGCUCGGAGAAAUUGAUGUGGCGGCUCAAUCACCCAAACGCAUCACACCUUGGCCCAGACGGCAUCGAGUAAUUUCCCGUGACAAUGGAACGGAAGAACCGCAAAACGAUGAAGGAUCCUUUGAUGACAUCAAGCCAAACUCAUUAACGUGUUGUUUUGAAACCACCAUUGAUGGCACACUAUCAGAAUUACCGAUACUUUCUUUGGAACCAUCCUUUGAAGGGACAUCCUCACGGCCCAAGCGAAGUCGUGACGAAUCCUGCGAUGAUUACGCGGGAGAAGAAGCUCAAUUAUGUGGUGAACGGCAGCGACCAUUGUCACGCAAGAGACGGAGGGUAGGAAGCAGGAACAAUGCACUCUGUGCUCAAGACUACGAUGAUAUAUUUUCCCAACUUGGAUGCUAA
Molecule: messenger RNA, 522 nt
Organism: Cylindrotheca closterium
Lineage: Eukaryota; Bacillariophyta; Bacillariophyceae; Bacillariales; Bacillariaceae
Source: the annotation of a GenBank genome assembly